Molecule: messenger RNA, 825 nt
Organism: Acanthosepion pharaonis
Lineage: Eukaryota; Metazoa; Mollusca; Cephalopoda; Sepiida; Sepiidae
Source: the annotation of a GenBank genome assembly
AUGGACACCUAUUUAAAUUGGUUUGACGGUUGGCAUUUGCCGCCAAUCAAAAGUCACGUGACUUAUUGUAUUCCCGCUAAUAAAUAUCCACGUGCGGACAGACGAUCUGCGGGCAUCGAGUCGAGAAGAAGCGUUUCCCGUCUCUCUCUUCACCAUACGGCUCAAACACCAAGACUUCGUGAGACCAAAAGAAAAAAAACUCUCUCUUUCCACGCUCUCACUUUCCACCACUUUUUCUUUCCACAUCUCUCUUUCCCCGUCUUUUUCUUUCCACAUCUCUCUUUCCCCGUCUUUUUCUUUCCACGUCUCUCUUUCCACCUUCCCGUGAUGGCUUUCUUUCUCCUUCUCUCUUUCCACCUCUCUCUUUCCUCUUCUCCCUCUUUCCACCUCUUUGUCUUCUCACCUCUCUGUCCAUCUUUCUCUUUUCACAUCUGUGCCUUUCCACCUCUCUCUUUCUACACCUCUCUCUUUUCACCGCUCUCUUUCCAAGCUUUCUCUUUCCACCACUCUGUCUUUUUAAUCUCUCUCUUUCCACCUCUCUCUCUUUCCACCUCUCUCUCUUUCCACCUCUCCCUCUUUCCACCUCUCUCUCUUUCCACCUUCCCAAAUGUUAAUUGUAACCCCCCUCCCUCUCUCUCUCUCCCUCUCUCUCUCUCCCUCUCUCUCUCUCCCUCUCUCUCUCUCUCUCUCUCCCUCUCUCAUUGCUGUAUUUCAAUUUUUAGACUUAGACUGGGUUGCAAAUCACCGAAUCCAAAAUUUGGUUCGUCCACACAACCUAAACAUCCUCCAGACGAUGCCAUUUUGUUGUAUAGUGUUUUUCUAUGA